Macrobrachium nipponense is the source of this 3408-nucleotide messenger RNA. RefSeq names its product transmembrane 7 superfamily member 3-like. Gene Ontology annotation, biological process: negative regulation of programmed cell death. Lineage: Eukaryota; Metazoa; Arthropoda; Malacostraca; Decapoda; Palaemonidae. The record is from RefSeq and is a predicted model, not a curated record. Gene Ontology annotation, cellular component: plasma membrane.
AUAGAGCGCGGCCCGGAACGAGUGCUGUCCAAUCAGCUGAUCGUGGAUGUAAACACACGCAGUAGCAGUGUCUUUUCUCUCUUUCUAAUUACUGAGUGAAUCCUUUAUUUUCUUGUGGCCAUGUAGUAAUGAAGCCUCUCGGUGUAUCACUUACGUCCAUCGUGUACCUGAUUAUUGUGUGUUGUGUUAAAGGAGAUAAUUCAACUAAUAAUGUCAGUUUGGUAGGAGAGAGGAGCCCAAAUGGGUCGGCAAAAACUGAUGACAAUGAUAGGCCUAGACCUUUGCCAAGCCGGAGAGCUAAUGCCAAGUACAAGGAGAGCAAGGACUCGUGUAAUAUCUGUCACGUGGGGUUAAGUUCCAUUGAAGUACUUGAAGAGGAGUACCCUAUGAUUCCCAACAAUACCCAUAAAGUCUUCCCAGUUCCAAGUAGAACCUGCUUCAGGAUUAAAAUCACAAACAUACCAAAUGAUGCAGGCUUCUUAAUUGCUCAAGCUCAUUCACAAACUCGUUACAUAGUUUUAAGCAAUGUGUCGAAUCCCGAGCCAGGUACCUAUACCAAUGGGACUAAUCCUGGAAUUUAUUUAAAGAUGGAGGGACUCAACACAACCCAUAAUGAAGUCUACCUUGCCAAUUGCCAUCAUAAAAACUUAACUGUCUUAUUUAUUGUUCGAAACUAUAGCAGCAGUGAGCCGGUGCCUGGUGCAUUCCCCAUUGCUGUUGCUUCAAGUCCUGCCAUGCCACAGCCAUACCUUGUUGUAGCUCCUAAUAUUCUCACAACUGAAGUUAGUUUUAGGGCUGCUGCUUACCCAGGCUUUAAUUUAUCUGCCGAUGAUAUUGACCUACAUUAUGAAACUUACUUAACUUAUAUGUAUGAAAAGGACUUGGAUCAAGAUAGCUACUGGAAUACUCUGAUAGCAACAAGCACAUUGGAAGGAAUUAGAACUAAAGGAAAGCUUGUGUCAGUAUCCAAGACUAACAAUACAUCAUCUCAGUUGGAAAGAUGGUUUGUUUCAUAUUCUGGUGUUGGUGCUGUGAUUGGUGUAAUAGUCAACUAUAAUAGCACUGGUGGCGUUUUGUAUUCACCAACAGUCUCAUAUGGAUGCAAUUUCAUUGAUGCUGAACAGUACAGAUGUACAAAGCUUGUAAACCCACUUGCAAAGUUAUUCUGUGCUUCAUUACUCUUUAUUGGAGGUGUACUUUUGUUCUUUGGACAUCGCUGGCUGAAUUUUACCAUGUUUACAUCAGGAUUCUUGUUCUUCUGGUUUAUUUUUUUCUUACUGUUUGCCCAAGUUCAAAAUGCUUCCAUUGAUGGUUUGGGUUGGGGUACUAUGCUUGGAGCAGUGCUUGGUGGCAUUGGUUGGUUGAUGUUUUGGCACAGAUUUCAGCGUCCAUUCCACUCAGCUCUUCUAAUAAUCAUCAUGAAUGUAAUAUUUGUGGGCAUGGUUAUCACUUACUUUUUAAGAUAUGCUGUUGACCCCAAUACAAACAUGGCUGCCUUUGUAGUAUUUCCUGUCAUUUUUGCUGUUGCCAUCAUAGCGUAUUCGAUUGCAGAUAUCAAGAAAGUUCAUAUAUUCUCUUGUACUUUACUGGGGUCAUAUGCAUUUGUGGUCCCAUUUGCAUUCUACUUUGGGUCGUCGUUGACUUACAUUGUGAUAAACGUGAUAGGUGUCAUAACAGUGCAACAUUAUUCAGAGACCAUUGGAUACCCUCCUUUUCAAGUCUGUGAUAUUAUAUUACUGUGCCUAUGGAUUUUUCUGUUCGGGGCAGGAAUGACAUACCAGUUGUAUAGAGAUCGCUCUGGCCCUCCCUUUUACCCUCCGAAUCGGGCCUCAUGGAUUGCUACAAAAAAAGCAUUCAAUUUUGUGUUUGAUAAGAUAUUCUCUUGUUUACCUAUGGAUCCUGAUCCAGGUGGUGUAGGUAUAGAAGACCACCCAACUUGGAAAUUAAGGUUAAGUUAUUCAUUUAGACUGUUAUGGAAACGCAUCACCUGCUUGGAGCACAACCCUGCUGAGUCUGGCUAUGAAAGUUUACGCCAUGCAAGGACCUUGACUCAAGAUGCCAAUGAUGAUGAACCAGAACCUAGUGACUCCAGAUGGAAUAUUGUAAGGCAGAGAAUGAGUGGCUGGUAUGAGAAAAUGAGAGGUGGAAGGGGGAAAGAUGAGGAAUUGCUUCAGGCACAAGACAUUCCCGAGCCGACAGCUGAUGAAGAGAUGCUGCAGGAUCCCCCAGUAUCUUGUUGUGCUUUUGGGAAAUCACAGGUUGUUCUUGAUGAUGCUUACAAUGGUCACACUCAGGAAGAUACAUAGAAAAGUGCAGUCGAAUUUAUGUAAAUUGUUCAUAUAAAUUAUCAUAUAGUGUGUCUUUAUUGCAGGAAUAUACUUUACUUCUCAUUCAUUGCAUCUCCACAAUGCAGUGAAGAAUACUCUGCAAUUUUGUCUCAAAUUGUUAUUGUGUUUUCAGUUAUUGUGAAAAUGGGUACAUUAAAGCAUAUGUUUAAAGAUAUUUAUUGAAUGAUACUUGACACAGAUUAAUCCCUUGUCAAAAAUAUAUUUGAAUAUAUUUUUAAUUAAAGCAGAUGGGAAAUUUAUUAAUACAGGCAGUCCCCAGUUAUCGGCAGGGGUUCCAUUCCCGGGGGUGUGCCGAUAAGUGAAAAUUGCCAUUAACCGAAACUCAGUGAUUUAUGGUGUCAUAAUGGGGCUUAUGGCGCCAGUAACCGGUUAUUGACACCAUAAGCACACUUAUGGCUCACCAUAAGAACCCUUAUGGCGCCGAUAACCAGAACUCGUCCCAUUAUGGCGCCAUAAAUUGCCGAUUUUAUGGCGCUAGACAAGCCCCAUAAAACUGGAUCGCUGAUAACCAAGUCCACCGAUAACUGGGGACUUCCUGUAUAUUAUGUAGAAAUUUUAUUGUGUUUUUCAAAGGAUUAAUUUACUUUAGUGCUGAUCUCUUGUUAUAUUUAGUUUUGCUGGAUAUCAUUAAUCUUACUGUGUUUAUGAGAUUAAGAUGUCUUGAAAGCGAAAAUGUGAGAUAUUUGAUAAAUAUGCAGUUGGUGUGGCAAGCAUGUUCUGUUAAGUUAGUAUGGUAGUUUGUUGAAAGAGAGACCAUUGAAGAGAUUCACUAUUUCCCAGGAGCAAUGCUUUUGCAAGACAAAUAAUAAAGGUAAGUGCUAGUGUAAAAAUUACUAAAAAUGUAUAUAAUACUAUUAUAUAUGCCCUGUAUUUUUCAUUUUGCUGUUCACACACAUUUUUUAUUUUAGCCCUCUCUUGCCAUAUUUUAGUGCUAAACCAUGUUAAACCAUUACAUGUUGACUGUCUGAAAUCCAAUGUAUCAUUAUCUGUUUACAGGCAGUCCCCGGUUACGACAGGAGUUCUGUUCUUGAGACGCGUCGUAAGCCGAAAAUCGUCGUAA